This is a messenger RNA of Hordeum vulgare subsp. vulgare (domesticated barley), 867 nucleotides long. Its product is annotated as phospholipid-transporting ATPase 1-like. The record is from RefSeq and is a predicted model, not a curated record. Gene Ontology annotation, cellular component: plasma membrane. The coding region runs from base 132 to 674 and encodes 180 amino acids. NCBI's taxonomy places the organism in Eukaryota, Viridiplantae, Streptophyta, Magnoliopsida, Poales, Poaceae. The transcript has 3 exons. Gene Ontology annotation, molecular function: ATPase-coupled intramembrane lipid carrier activity. Gene Ontology annotation, biological process: phospholipid translocation.
AGGAUUAAUACUAAUACUAGUGUGGUGUAGUUGUUUCUAUGUGCUGACCAGGUUGGGGGUGCUCGAUCCGUGAUUGGUUAAUUUUGCUUCUGUUGUUUGCCUGUGCUAACCAGGUUGGCCAUAGGAGGGCGAUGUGCGACAUGUUCCUGCAUGAAAAUCCAUGGCACCGGAGCUGCAACGCGCGGGCAGGGCCCCCGUGCGUGUUGAUGCUGGGGAGGAGGACGCGCUCGAGUCUAUCGCGCGAGAGCUUGGCGCAGGCGCUGGCGCCAGUCGCAUGCCCGAGGUCAAGCUGCCGGCGAGUGGAUGGCGUGAUUCUGAGACCAAAGACGGCGGUAAAGACGGACCCGAAGCUGGCGGCGCUGCUCAAGGACGGGACGGGCGCCAAGGCCAGCCACGCCCGCGACCUGUUCCUGGCGCUGGCGACCUGCAACACCAUCGUGCCCAUCGUCGAGCACACGGUGAACCCGGCGGCGAAGCUGGUGGAGUACCAGGGCGAGUCCCACGACGAGCAGGCGCUGGUGUACGCCGCCAUGGCCUACGGGCACAAGCUCGUGGAACGCACCUCCGGCCACAUCAUCAUCGCCGUGUUUGGCACGAGGCAAAGGUAUACUAGAGCCCAAAAAAGCUGGUAUCAGGGAUGCAAAACUAGGAGUGGGGAAGCAAGAGCAGGAUGACUUCUUCACAGCGAGUGCUAAUUUCUGUAAUUUCUUUUGAGAUUCUUUUGGGUUGAUGCUUCAGCUAUGAAAACUGGUAUCUGAUUGUCAACAGUGAAUAAGAUGAGUUAUUGUGUUAUGUAAAUCUGGAAGAUGUAUUAUGUGAUGUUAUGUCAUGGAUGAUUUUAAUUCGACUUGGAGUUUUCUUGAUUUG